Messenger RNA from Pichia membranifaciens NRRL Y-2026, 516 nucleotides. RefSeq lists its product as hypothetical. The transcript has a single exon. Gene Ontology annotation, cellular component: membrane. Gene Ontology annotation, molecular function: succinate dehydrogenase activity; electron transfer activity. Lineage: Eukaryota; Fungi; Ascomycota; Pichiomycetes; Pichiales; Pichiaceae. The record is from RefSeq and is a predicted model, not a curated record. Bases 1 to 516 code for a protein of 171 amino acids. Gene Ontology annotation, biological process: mitochondrial electron transport, succinate to ubiquinone; tricarboxylic acid cycle.
AUGUUCAGCGCAGCAAACCUCACCAGACUCACACGGGCCUCCAUGGCCAGCUCCGCCAGAGGCGGGAUCAUCAGACCUAGCCUGCACAUGAGAAACAUCAUCACGGUCAGAGCCACGCCUGUGGAGGAGGAGUCGAUCCUCGUGGCCCAGAGAAAGAACAGACCGGUUUCGCCUCACUUGGAGAUCUACGAAAAGCAAUUGACGGCCGUGCUGUCUGCGCUCCACAGAAUCACCGGGGUCGGCUUGGCGGCCGGCUUCCUGGUGGUGACCAGCUCCUACGCGGUCGGGCUGGUCGACACGGCAUCGCUGGUGACCUUCUUUGCGGGCCUCCCUGUCGCCGCCAAGGUGGCCUUCAAGGCCGUCGCCGGCGUCCCCUUCGCCUUCCACGCGUGGAACGGUGUCAGACACAUGGUGUGGGACUCGGGCCACGAGGCCAACAUCAAGGGCGUCUACAAGACCGGCUACGCCGUCUUGGGCUUGACCGCCGUCUCCGCCUUGGCCUUGCUGUUUGCAUGA